AUGGCAGCGUAUACAUUACCGGAGGGAUUCACGGAUUUCGACAUGUUUACAUUCGGAACAGCGCUUCUUGUUGGAGGCAUGCUGGGAUUCUUCCUCAAUGUGAUCAGCAUCUUGUCUUUCAUCAGAGUGAAGGAGAUGAGGACUCCCAGUAACUUCUUUGUGUUCAAUCUCGCCAUUGCUGACCUCAGUUUAAAUAUUAAUGGACUUGUAGCAGCGUAUGCAAGUUAUCUCAGAUAUUGGCCGUUUGGCGUUGAGGGAUGUAACUAUCACGGUUUUCAGGGGAUGGUAUCAAUCCUGGCAUCCAUCAGUUUCUUGGCUACUGUUGCCUGGGAUAGAUAUCACCAGUACUGCACCAGACAGAAGCUCUUCUGGAGCACGACUCUGACCAUGUCCUGCCUCAUCUGGGUCAUGGCCAUCUUCUGGGCUGCUGUUCCUCUCAUGGGAUGGGGCGUCUUUGACUUUGAGCCAAUGAAGACCUGCUGCACACUGGACUACACCAAAGGGGACAGGGAUUAUGUGACAUACAUGCUAUCUCUGGUGGUGUUCUACCUGUUGUUCCCGGCUUUCACCAUGUGGUCAUGCUAUGAUGCCAUCCACAAACACUUUAAGAAGAUCCAUCACUACAGGUUUAACACCAGUGUGCCUUUGAGAGUGCUGUUGAUGUGCUGGGGUCCAUACGUCAUCAUGUGUGUCUACGCCUGCUUUGAAAACGCCAAACUCAUAUCUCCAAAGUUGAGGAUGGUGCUUCCAGUCCUCGCAAAGACAAACCCCAUCUUCAACGCUCUCCUCUACACAUUUGGAAAUGAGUUCUACCGAGGCGGCGUGUGGCACUUCCUCACCGGACAGAAGAUCGUCGAUCCGGUUAUUAAGAAGAAAUAAAAGGAAAAUGAAGGAUGUUCUGGUAAACAUCCAAUGUCAUCAGUUUCUCUUAUCAUAGGAUGGUUAUAGUCUUGGUAAUGUGUUGUACACAUAAGUGAGCAAUGAGAUGUCAGCACAGUUUUUCACUGAAACUCACACUACUGCUACUGUAGCCUCAUCCUGAAUUUGUGUUAUUCACAGAUUUUCAAUUAUUGUAUUUUUUUUUCAGCAAAUUGUUUUUACUGCUCAUCCGUCCAUCUUAGACCUCACACAAUAAACACAUUAUGUUGCCACAUUUGUGACUCUACACUUCA
Messenger RNA from Notolabrus celidotus (New Zealand spotty), 1172 nucleotides. It is a transcript of the gene rgrb, whose product is annotated as retinal G protein coupled receptor b. Gene Ontology annotation, cellular component: membrane. Bases 1 to 879 code for a protein of 292 amino acids. Gene Ontology annotation, biological process: visual perception; G protein-coupled receptor signaling pathway; phototransduction. The record is from RefSeq and is a predicted model, not a curated record. Gene Ontology annotation, molecular function: G protein-coupled receptor activity. The transcript has 7 exons. NCBI's taxonomy places the organism in Eukaryota, Metazoa, Chordata, Actinopteri, Labriformes, Labridae.